AUGGCUGGUCCUGUCGCUGAUAUCCGCGAGAUCAGCGGAUCGGAUCUGGUCUCUGCUCUUCAUCUUGCUCAACAAGCACCAGCAAUCCUUGGCCAGGAAUCCGGGUCUAGGGUUAGCUCAUCCGAUUCUUCAGAAACUGCAGAUUACUAUGCACGAUUAGAACAGCUUCUGUUAGCCUGUCUCCGGACGGGAGAUGACCAGUCAGCACAUACCUGCCUGAACCGCCUCAGCCUCCGGUUUGGACCCUCUAACGAAAGGAUUAUGGGACUUCGAGGCCUGUACGAGGAGGCAACCGCCAAGGAUCAGUCGGCGCUAGAAAAAUGCCUGCAGGAAUACGACAACACCCUGUCACAGAGUCCGGUGAAUGUGCCCAUCCUAAAGCGCCGGGUAGCGUUGUUACGCUCGCUCAACCGACCAUCUGACGCAAUCUCCGGUCUUAUUCAACUUCUCGAUGCCAUCCCUACCGAUGCCGAAGCCUGGUGUGAACUAGCCGACUUGUAUCAGUCACAGGGGUUGGGUUCCCAGGCCAUUUUUAGCCUUGAGGAGGCCUUACUCAUCGCUCCUAACUCUUGGAAUAUUCAUUCGCGCCUCGGUGAACUGCUAUACAUCUGCGCCUCGGAUGGGGACGCCUCCCAGCUCCUUGGAAGGUCGGUGCAACACUUCAGUCGAAGCAUUGAACUCUGUGAUGACUACUUGCGAGGAUUCUAUGGGCUAACUUUGGCCUCAACUCGGAUGCUUGACAAUGAUUACGCAGGCGUAUCAGGUCAACUUCCCAAGAAGACCUUAGAACGAUUGAAGGCGUUUGCGCUCCUAAAGUUGGGCGAGAUUGUUGAGUCACGGUCGAUGGAUGACCAACAUUGGGCAUCGAGUCGAAGUGAGCUGAUUGCAGCCAAGGAGUUGCUGAAUCGCCAAAACCCCCACGGUUCGGAUCGCUCUUACUCCGACGACGAGGACUCGUCUGGUGUCCAUGUCCCUACAUCUUCCGAGUUAGAAAGUCAUGAGUACCAGGAUUAUGAUGAGUGGGCGCAUUUGCCAUAUCCGGAUGAAUUGAAACCAUCUGAUUCAGCCUCCCGACCAAGAACUUCGCACCGCAGUCGUCCGCCCCACGGUUCACGUUCCGCUUCGGGCCGUCGCCCAACAUCGCGACGUAUGGUUCAAGAACAUCAGGCGUUCGUCCCUCGAGGCCGAAGACAUCAAUCACCAGAUUCUCCCGAUAGUGCCGAAUCCGCCGACGAGUACCCUCCCAAUUUUGGUCGAAAUGAUCGGAGGGGUUGGCAACAACCUAUGCCACCCGCCCCUGGAUACGCUCCCAGCCAGUCCUCUGGUCCACCUUACACUCCCUACCCUCCGCCUCCCCCGGGCCAUGGCCCGUAUGCCCACAAUCCUCCCCCGAUCACAUCAGAACUCAUGAGAAUUCCUCAUGGUCAACCCAACCCCUACAAUGCUCCACCCCUAUGGGUACCCCCCUCAAUUUCCACCUGGGUCUCAUUUUCUUCCCGAUCAACCCCAACUUCAUCCACGACAUGCGCCUCGCCAGCCGCCUCAGCUGCACAAUCCAAUGCAGCCAAUGCCUCCAAUGUCACACGCGAUGGGUCCUCACGGUGCCCACUCCCCUUACCCUGGGUAUCCUCACGAGUUGAUGGCCUACGGUCCGGCAGGUUUCUAUCGCGAUCAACCCAGCUAUUUCGGGGGACCGAUCCCGGGCAUGAUGCCUCCUCAUUAUUGGCCCUCCUAUCCCCCACUCCAGCCCCUGAACCCGCUCCCCCUCCACCACCUCCGCCUCCACCAGCCGACACUGCCAAGGAUGAGCAAAUUGCGAGGCUAGAGAAGUUGAUUUUGGAUGACCGCCAAGAACGCGAAGCGAAAGAGCUUGCCAAAAAGCAGGCUAUUGAACGCGCGGCCGCCGAGAAAGCAGCUCAGGAGGCGCAGACCGCGCAUGAUAGAAAGAUUACCCAGGAAGCUGCGGCACUUGCUCGAGCGGAUGCCGAAAAAAAGGCAGCAGAGGAUGCCGCAAAGGCUAAGGAGGAGGCGGAGAAGGCUGCAGCCGCUGCCGCGGCUGAGGCUGCAGCAGCAGCAACGGCCGCGGCUAAUGAAGCAGCAGCCAAAGCGGCCGCUGAGGCCGCUGAGGCGGCUGCUAAAGCGGCCGAACCGCCGCCACCGCCGCCACCCCCAGAGAAGAAGCAGCCUAUCAAAUUCAAGGACGCUGUUGGGAGAAAAUUCAGUUUUCCAUUUGAAUUAUGUGCUACCUGGAAGGGAAUGGAAGAGCUUAUCCGGCAGGCUUUCCUCCAUAUUGAAGUCAUUGGACCUCAUGUGGCAGAGGGCCAUUAUGACCUUAUUGGUCCGAAUGGUGACAUUAUCCUCCCACAGGUUUGGGAGACUGUGAUCGAGCCUGAUUGGGCUAUCACUAUGCACAUGUGGCCAAUUCCCGAAAAGCCCAAGGAAGACCCUCCCCCUGCACCAGAGCCAGAGCCCCCGGUAAAACCUGCCGAUCCACCUGCCGAACAAAAGAAGAAAGCAGAUGGCCCUAAAAAGGCUAAGGCCAGAGGACCAGAUGUUCCCGGAAGUUUCGCGAUGUGGAUGUUAGGUGGCACCAAUCGCCGAGGGGGCAAAGGGGGCCCUAAAGUGGAAAAAAAGCCUGAUGCCCCUCCCCCAGCACCCGCACCGUGA
Messenger RNA from Penicillium mononematosum, 2667 nucleotides. RefSeq names its product tetratricopeptide repeat protein. The transcript has 8 exons. Gene Ontology annotation, biological process: protein folding in endoplasmic reticulum. Lineage: Eukaryota; Fungi; Ascomycota; Eurotiomycetes; Eurotiales; Aspergillaceae. Gene Ontology annotation, cellular component: EMC complex. Gene Ontology annotation, molecular function: protein binding. Bases 1 to 2667 code for a protein of 888 amino acids. The record is from RefSeq and is a predicted model, not a curated record.